Molecule: messenger RNA, 1236 nt
Organism: Suillus subaureus
Lineage: Eukaryota; Fungi; Basidiomycota; Agaricomycetes; Boletales; Suillaceae
Product: RGS domain-containing protein
Exons: 3
Coding region: 1-1236 (411 amino acids)
Biological process (GO): intracellular protein localization
Cellular component (GO): plasma membrane
Source: RefSeq, a predicted model, not a curated record
AUGGACGACGACCAGAACAGACAACAAGAAGACUGGCUCAACAGCCGCAGGAACAGGCUGCCCUCUUUCACAGAAGUCCUCUCUAGAAGGACGCGACCGCCCGUGGAUUUAUUCAUGUUCUAUAUCUUCCUCCAACGUGAAGGUGCAGAAGAUAUCCUGGACUUCUGGCUGGAUGUCCAGCAGCACGAGAACCUUUGUAGGGCAUAUUUUAAAGAUGUCCGAAAGUCAGGCCGGACAAUCAAAGAGGAUUGGCCUCAGUACUGGGAAUAUGCACGCCGUCGUGGGUCAAUAUACGGCACAGUCGUUGGGCUUCAGCCCAAUGCCGUAAAGCGAAGUACGACGAGCACAAGCGAGAUGAUCAACGACCAGGAAAAAAAUGCUAUGGGUCACCCUGCUGACGAGAAGCGUGGUGGUCAGCGUUCUACAACACCUGGUUAUGAAAAGGAGUACAUCCCAUCCCCUCCCACUGCUGUGAAUAGUCCAGAUCUUGAUCCACCACGGUCAACGACACCUUUCUCCCUCUCAGGGCGGACAUCAGCCCUUUUCAAUCUCAAACGUGCAUCACGUGCGCCAACGGUCAUCCCACGUUCUGCUGCAAUUAGUCGUAUGGACCUCAUCGCGUCCGCCGAGCGUAUCUUCUUCCGGUAUCUCUCUCCCGUUGGCACCGUAAAUUCGCCGGAAAAUCACGAAAUUUACCUCCCUCCCGCCCUCCGUAUACACACAUUUCCUCUCAGUAGCACUCAAGAGCCGAAAUCGCAGAGCGACCUGAAUAUGAUGGCACAUAUUCCUGAUAUGUUCCAUGCCCAAAAGGAGUACUGCUUUAGGGCAAUGGAGCAAGAUGCUUUUCCACGUUUUCUGAGGAGCAAAGCGUUUGGAAACCUCACUCCCGUGUCUGCAUUAGUCCGACUCGUUAUCGGUCUCAUUGUGCUGUGGAUCGGCCUUGCCGCCGGCUUCUCCCUGAUAUUUCUCGAUGUACAACCUAAAUCAAAGCGAUUUUUCCUCUUCAUUCCUUUCGCAUUCGCAAUUUUAUUCCUUAUCUCACAUCAAUACGAACUCGACCCGAUCCUCGUUUUCCUUGGACAGUCGGAGUCGACACCGUUCCGCACGCUCACUAUCCGCGAAUCGUACGUGAGGAAAUUAUUAUUGGGUCGUGCCAUCUGGGUUGCGACUCUUGUCUCCAUUUGCGUCGUAGCGCUCACACUCCUUUUCUGGGCUGUUCCUGGACAUCGGCUAUAG